Molecule: messenger RNA, 1689 nt
Organism: Cyphellophora attinorum
Lineage: Eukaryota; Fungi; Ascomycota; Eurotiomycetes; Chaetothyriales; Cyphellophoraceae
Exons: 2
Coding region: 1-1689 (562 amino acids)
Molecular function (GO): protein binding
Source: RefSeq, a predicted model, not a curated record
AUGCUGUUCGGCCCAUCGACCAUCCCGCAGCGACAGCUGCUCGCUUCAGGAAAAUACUCCGACCUCGUAUUGCAAUGCAAGGAUGCCGAGAUCAAGGUCCAUUGCGCCUACGUCAACAUUGCAUCGCCCGUCAUCGAAGCUCUCUACGAUAAGGCCAUCGAAGCAGGGUCAACGUCGGCGACUCCUGUGGUUUCGUUGCCAGACACUGAUGUCCGUUCGCUCUCAGGAGUCCUCGAAUGUCUCUACACUCGGCAGUACUCUGACCUCGACUACUUCUUCGAAGUUGUAGCGCUGCGAUCCAUCGACUUCGCCCGAGUGCUGUCUGCUGACUCUCAAUUAACCACUUUCAAAUCGACAGAAGCUCCCAGCAUCUAUAAGUUCGGCACCCCCGUAUAUCGUCGAGUUGAGCAAGACAUCAAGGUCUACCUUUGCGCCAAAUCCUUGAAAAUUGAAUACGUCGCUCAGACUGCGCAUCAAAAUGCAGAAACCACUCUCAGACAAAUCCUGAGGGACUCUGGCGCUGUCGCGCAAGCAAUCCGUCCGCUGGGUUUGUUGUUUGAGAGCACAGUAUCUGGUGAGGACAACCUUCGCACAACCGUUGUUCAGAUCUGUCUCGAGCAGCGCGAAAAUUGCGAUGCAAACCCGCAACUCCGAGCACUCCUUCUCAAACACGAAAGCUCCAUCUGGACAGUGAUCCUGCCGCCGCUUCAGCCUGGUCGUUUCGUGAGGACCUUCAAGUGCUCUACAUGCUCGGAACAGGUCACGUUACGUCACUUAUCUUCGCUCGGCGCAGCCGCUCUAGCCGGUGGACUCAGCAUGGGAUGCCCGAGAUGUGGCAAGGGUACAGGUCUGUUCGACCGGGCAAUGCAGUUCACACCAGUAUAUGACGGACUCUUCAACAACAUGAAUCCCAGUCCUUACGGCGUGUCGGUCAAUAGUGGUCCCAAGUCCAGCGCUUCUCGUCUUGACGGCAAUACCACGGUCACCAAUCCCUGGACGAUUGGGACCGAGGAAGGAAGAUCUGGCGGUGGCGGUCUUUCCAGUAAUGGUCCGUUCAAGAGCAGCUCAGGCGGUCUCUUUGGCAUGAAUUCAGGUGGUCCCUCUGGCACGAACUCAGGUGGUCCCUCUGGCACGAACUCGAACGGUCCUUUUGGUACGAACUCGGGUGGUCUCUUUGGCACGAACUCGGGUGGUCCGUUUGGCACGAGAGCACUGGGUACUCCUGCGCAGCCUCUUCCCCAAGCCAGCGGUUUCAACUUCGGUCCCUCCAAUACCCAGAAAGCCACCACUCCAGCGCAGGCUUCUUCCCAAGGCAGCGGUUUCAACUUCGGUCCCUCCAAUAACCAGGGAGCCACUCCAGCGCAGCCUACUUCCCAAGCCAACGGUUUCAACUUCGGCUCUUCCAAUACCCAGAAAGCCUCUCCAGCACUCAAGCAAGGUUCCUUUCUCAACGCUCCUGCUGCCGCCGCGAAUCGUCCAGUUGAAACGUCCGGUCCUUGGCCCCUUAUAGCUCCAUCUGCUAGUCGUGCGACACAGCCAUCCUUCGGCUUCGGCGCACAAUCGACCACAACGGUACCGAACAGCGUCUCCGAGCCUUUUUCUGGAUUCAAAUUCGGACCGUUGCCCAGCAAACGCGUCGCACAGAAGAGCGCGACUGUGGAAGAUGGCUCCGAAGAUGGCAGUGUCUAA